GAGUAUUGCGAAGUCGAAAGCAAUGUCCACAGAAGACCGAAACCAGCAUCAUUCCUAUGCUCACGAGUCGCAACGAGCUCCUGCGGUUCACCCUAGAAAACAUCAUCAUCAUCGAGCACAUGCUGCUGCAGGAGUAGAACCUGAGCCUAUUGACUCGUCGGGUCCCAGGGGUAAUCCUACCGAACUAGAGCGAACACAUGAGGGGAAGCAUGUCGAUAUGGAGCUCCCCAAGGAUGAUCCUGCAGAGAAGUUCAUGAAGUCGUUCUCAAUUUUGAGUGCCAAAACUUUGGGCCAGCUCGAUAAGCUUGAGGCCGCCCUUCGCGAUGUGGAAAAUGAGGUGACCAAAAUUGAACAGGAUUUGAUCUCUGGGAAGAUGUCCCUUGGGAAAGGCAAGGACGUCCUCGCCCAGAUAGAAGCCCGACUCGACAAACUGCAAUUCAACGGAAUCGACUCUGUCGAAACCGUCGAUCUCCAUUCUGGGAAGGAGCCCGCGAAGGCAGCACGCAAAGAGUUGGUCCGAGAGGCCGAGAGACUCAGUGCUCGAAUAGAUACAAUUUUCAAGCAGAUAAAAGCGGCCGAAAAGUGCGGCUGAUCUCACUCGAUCACAUACUACUGUUAAUUUUGAAUACCGAGUGGCUCACA
Perkinsus marinus ATCC 50983 is the source of this 642-nucleotide messenger RNA. Its product is annotated as 60S acidic ribosomal protein p2, putative. The record is from RefSeq and is a predicted model, not a curated record. Gene Ontology annotation, molecular function: protein-folding chaperone binding. The coding region runs from base 23 to 592 and encodes 189 amino acids. Lineage: Eukaryota; Perkinsozoa; Perkinsida; Perkinsidae. The transcript is spliced from 5 exons.